AUGGAGAUGAAUCGACCACCCCUAGGGCUUGGUGAAGGCCUGGAUCGCAGGCAUUCCGAUAGUUCGGUGCCAACGCAUUCACAAGCCAUGGGUCCUGAUGUUGAGUUCUCACACCCACACUUCGCCAUGAUCUUCAUCAAUCGCAAUGGUGAGCUCCAGAUGACGGCCUCGAAAUCAAUCGCAGGAUGCGGUGGUGCGAUCUUUACCCCCGAUGUGACAGACCGGUUCAUGGAACUGGCUGCUCCGAAUAGCUCGGCUGCCAUGCAAUUCAACCCAAACCUAAGUCAAAGUGUCCCUUCUCCUUGGCCGGCCCAGUCAAACGCAGGAUUGGUGCACGCUGGUCAAACCAGACCGGCAGAUUUGAUCCCCUGCGAGUGGCAGUCCAGUCAAAGACAACGAAAGCGACGUGAUAUGAAGCGCACAGGAAUGGUUCGACCUCAGCCGAAAUCAGUGUCUCCGCCACCAACUCCACCUCCCGGGAAAACUAUACUUCGCGUGGGCAAUCGAGAUCUUCUAAGACGAUACUAUGAGAAGGCAUUCGAAGAUUUCCAGCAAUUGAACUGUCGUGCCAUCGCCAAAUCGUACAUCAAGCUUGUUGAGCCUCGCAAGCAGGUUCAUUUCCCAUACAAUGGCCGAAAGGUUAUCUCGGGGGUCUCACAACGGGUCGAUCCCGAGGAGACUAAGCCUGGUUGGUGGCCAGCCGGAGUUCUUCAUCGCGAACCAGACCAUCUUCUGAAACGCGACCGACUGAAACUAUUGGUGCACAUUCUUUGCGAGCUCAAAGAUAGUCACGAAGUGACUGCGGAAAAGCUACGUGAUGCUGGCCAAGAUGUGCGACGCCAGAUCACCCCGGAAAACCGACUCCAAGUUCUUGAUGAAAUAUAUUUUGUCCGUCAUAUGGAAGAGCAGUAUCUUGACGGGAAGAUUGAUGCAAACACACUGGUUCAAGUGACAAAGACCCAUCUUCCCGAGGCCAUUUACCAGGAAGAUGACUUUUCUUCACAUGCCCAUGCCGCGCCCAUUGCAUCUCUCGACACUGAAAAUGAUGGCGAUUGCUUCGUUGAAAAAUCGAAGGCUUCGCUUAGGGAUGGUGAUCAGGCAGCUUACCCAGUCCGACAAGUUGUUCCACUUUCUCCUGCAACAAGUGAGUCCAGUGGCCCCCAUAGCCCGACUUUCAGCGCCUAUCCAGUCAACAUGGGCUCCGCCGCGAUGCAGCAGGAGUCUCCGACCAUGCAGAAGCCAAUGCCCACUGACCCUAACUUCAUGCAUGGCUUUUACGGACAACAAUUCCUGCCAACAGAAAAGGCCCCUCCUUCCUACUGGCCUUCAGUACCGCCAAUGCCCCAGGUCUCACAGUUUGGGUACUAG
Penicillium macrosclerotiorum is the source of this 1368-nucleotide messenger RNA. RefSeq names its product DUF2841 domain-containing protein. The record is from RefSeq and is a predicted model, not a curated record. The coding region runs from base 1 to 1368 and encodes 455 amino acids. Lineage: Eukaryota; Fungi; Ascomycota; Eurotiomycetes; Eurotiales; Aspergillaceae. The transcript has 5 exons.